Myxocyprinus asiaticus (Chinese sucker) is the source of this 1308-nucleotide messenger RNA. Its product is annotated as zona pellucida sperm-binding protein 3-like. Gene Ontology annotation, biological process: positive regulation of acrosome reaction; egg coat formation; binding of sperm to zona pellucida. Bases 1 to 1308 code for a protein of 435 amino acids. NCBI's taxonomy places the organism in Eukaryota, Metazoa, Chordata, Actinopteri, Cypriniformes, Catostomidae. The record is from RefSeq and is a predicted model, not a curated record. The transcript has 8 exons. Gene Ontology annotation, molecular function: acrosin binding. Gene Ontology annotation, cellular component: extracellular matrix.
AUGGAUCUCAUUCAAAGUGUGAUUGUGGUUCUUGUUUUUGCUCACUGCAAUGCAUGGGAAAAUCCAAGGCACUUUCAAAAUCUGAGAGGCAUUGGGCUGAAAUCAGACCUGACUCCUGUGGCGUCUGUGUCUAGAGGUCUUGUCUCUUCACCUCCUGGUUUUUGGAACCCUCUACAAAUGGCUGCUCGGUAUCCAAAUCUGUUGAGUGGUGAUUCCAAGAAGCCUACACAAGAUCUUAAUUUUCAGUCUGAGCAACUACUGCAAGUUCCAGUGAAGCCAUUGGAUUGGAGAUAUCCUGUAGUUCCUGAAGUACCGAGGGAGUUAGCGGUGGACUUUCAGUUGAGGCAACCCAUAACUCCUAGCAGUGUAGCUGUUCGCUGUGGAGAGAGUACGGUACUUGUAGAAGCAAGGCAAGACUUGUUUAGUAAUGGUGAGUUGAUCCAGCCAUCUGGUCUUACUUUGGGAGGAUGUUCUGCUCUUGGUGAGGACUUUGAUUCUAAGGUGAUUAUCUUUGAGUAUGAGCUACAGGACUGCAACAGUGUGCUGAUGAUGACUGACGAUGAGCUUGUCUACACCUUUGCUCUUACUUACACCCCUGAGCCAUUUGCUGGAACCCCAAUUUACAGGGCUGAUAGUGCCAUCAUUGGCAUUCAGUGCCAUUAUCCAAGGCUUCAGAAUGUGAGCAGCAAUGUCUUGAUGCCAGUGUGGGUCCCUUUUGCUUCAGCGGCAGCUGGGGAAGACCUCUUGGUUUUCUCCUUGAAGCUAAUGACUGAUGACCUGUCUUCCCAGAGGCCUUCCAACGUGUACUUCCUGGGUGACGUUAUAACCUUUGAAGCCUCCGUGAAGAUGUACAAUCACAGGCCUCUACGUGUUCUUGUGGACCGUUGUGUGGCUACCCAAGUGCCUGAUAUGCAAGCUCAGCCAAGCUAUUCCUUCAUUGAGAAUCAUGGGUGCUUUGUGGAUGGCAAGACUACAGGUUCCAACUCCUACUUCCUGCCUCAAACUCAGACUGACAAAAUACAGUUCCAGCUAGAAGCCUUCAUUUUCCAGCAGGGAGGCAGUCCCUCUAUCUACGUCACAUGCCUUCUGAAGGCCACCCUUGCCUCCACACCCACUGAUGCCCAGCGCAAGUCCUGUUCCUUCUAUGCCAAUGGGUGGUUUGCUGCUCAUGGCAAUAACCAAGUUUGUGGCUGUUGUGACUCCAUGUGUGGCUCCGACAGUUUAAGUGACUCUGGCUAUGGAAGUCCUCAGUGGGAAGGGAAGACUAUCUUUGGUCCUAUCAUGGUUCAAGGGCAGAAAAAGCCUUAG